CCAACCGUAAUUUUCCAAAGACAAUGGCGGAAGACAGCACAGAGGUAGAGAACUUACAAACCCAGCUCAGAACAACCAAAUCUGAUCUGAGAACAGCCAUAGUCAAAGUGGAUGAGAUGACCAAACAGCUCCAGUCUGUUCAGCACCAGCUAAAGAGACAGGAAGAAGAUGAAGCAGAGGCUCAGAGGAGAGAGGAAGCAGCACAGAAACAAAUCCAGCACCUUCAGACAACCAUCAGCCAGCAAGAGACCAGAAUAAAAGUUGCAUGUCAGGAGGCAGAGACUGCACUCAAAGAUCAAGCUAUGUGGGAGAAUACAGCAGCGAACCUAAAGGCCCGUUGUUCUACUUUAGAACAGGAGAAGUAUGAGGGUCUGGACAAAGUGCGAGAGUGUGUUGAGAUGGCUGAGGAAGCAACAUUGCAGAAGGAAGAGGCUCAGUUAAGAGCAAAGCAGUUGAGGGAGGAGCUAGAGAAGACAAAAAAGGCCUUCCAACAGUUGAUCAAGGACGCUGCUCUUUGCUUCAAUAAAGAGCUGGAUAAUAUUCGUCAGCAGUGCAACACUGAAAUGCAAAGUAUGGCUGAAGAAUUGUCUCUAUUGCAAAUGGAGUGUGUGGACAAACAGUCUCAGAUUGAGAGGUCAAAGCGAGAGAGAAAAGCUUUUGAAGAGGGAAUGGCAAAGGUAGAUUGCAAGGUAGACGAUGAGCUUCGGAAGAUUGAUGACUUUCACCAUAGGUGUCUAAAGGCAGAGCGGAUGAGGGAUGAAAUGAGCAUCAUUUUAGAAAGUACCCAAAGCAAACUAAAAAAGUUGGAAGCGGACUACAGUGAGGAGUUAUCCCGACGCCAGGAAGAAGUGCAACAGCUAAAGGGCUGUUUGGAUGCAGCAAGAGAGGACUGUGGCAGAAUCAGUGAUGAGCGACUCCAGUUGCAACAGGAGAAUGUUCAGUUCCGCAGGGAGAUGGAUGAGCUGCGGAAGGCUUCUUUGCAAGUCCAAAAGAAGGCCAAACAACAGAUUACACAGAUGAUGCAAGAGUACAGCAUUAAGGAGAAAACACUAAAAGGACAGAUGAGUGACCUGGAGGAGCACAGUCGCAGCUCAAGUGCUGAUCUGAUGCGCCUUCUGACAGCACAGCAGAAAAGUAUCCAGCGCUGGAAAGUGGAGGCGUCAAACAUGGCCCAGGCUUUGGAAUCCAGAAUUAAAACUCUCACAGAAGAAUUGGAUCUACACCAACAGCGUUCACAUGAGUAUGAAAUCCAGCUGUCAAAAAAUAACGAUACUAUUGUGGAGUAUGAGAGACAGCUGGCUGUAUUCCGAGAGAAAGCCAGUCGCCUCCAGAGACGACUAACUGAAGUUGAGCAACAAACUCUACCUUCACAACAGGCUGACAGCAGUUCCCAAUUAGCUCUUGGAUAGGUACUUUGCUUGCUUUUUUCUCCGGUAUGGCAUCCCAGGGAUGAAGGGCCAGUCUUGAUUCCUCUGAACUCUUAUCAGUGACUCGUUUGUCUUUAGAACAUUCACAAUGAACUAUAAAAAAAAUACAAACACCAGAGGUAUGCAAUAUAAAAUGUAUGUUUAUUGAUUUGCCACAAUUGUUUUCCAAUCUUUAAGUUAUUACUGAACCAGUCCAUUCAUACAUGUACAAACAUCACAAAAUCAGAAAGGGAAUUAAAUAAAAAAAAAUGUACGAAAAUCCAGAAAGGCAUGAAAUACACUUUGUUAAAUUCCAUCAUAUGACUAUGCCAAAAUCACUGACACAAAUUACUGAAAGACAUGUUUCCACAUUCGUGACAACACACACAAAUGCCGCA
Syngnathus acus (greater pipefish) is the source of this 1804-nucleotide messenger RNA. Its product is annotated as sodium channel and clathrin linker 1-like. Gene Ontology annotation, cellular component: centriole. Gene Ontology annotation, biological process: cilium assembly; clustering of voltage-gated sodium channels. The record is from RefSeq and is a predicted model, not a curated record. NCBI's taxonomy places the organism in Eukaryota, Metazoa, Chordata, Actinopteri, Syngnathiformes, Syngnathidae. The transcript has 14 exons. Bases 24 to 1409 code for a protein of 461 amino acids.